UAUGUACUGGUCAACAUGUGAGGACUCAGGGCAGGAACUCAUCAUGUGCUCCGGGGGGAAAGUAUAAAGCGGAUUCGACCAACUUUUUCUUCUCCUUCCACUUCUUCUCUCUCUUACUCUCUCUCUCUCUUCUCUCCAUACCUCCUUCUUCACCUCGUUCGUUAAUCCAUCAUCCCAUCACAACUCAACAGUCGUUUCAGCCAUAGUCUGUAUUCUACUAGUCCCCCAUUAUCUCUAACAUCUUAAUCUGUUAUCUCAAUCCCGGCUGUUUUAAUAUCACUUCUCACCAUGAAGUCUUUUCUCGCCUUCGCUGCUGUCCUCGUGGCGGCUCUUGGGUCCGCCCAAAUGUUGCCAGACAUCCCCGGUUGUUCGAUGCAGUGUUUUCUUGAUGCCCUGAUGAAUGAUGGCUGUCCGGGUCUGCUGGACUUUGGCUGUCAUUGCCAGAAGCCCGAACUCGUCAGCAAGGUCACGCCCUGUGUGAAGUCGUCCUGUGGGAUCCCGGAACAGGCGACGGUGUCCGACGUGGUCAUGAAGCAGUGCGCCUCGGCGGGCCAUGCCAUUUCGAUCCCACCGGUUGGUGAGGCGACGCCCACAGAUACCGCAACCAGUUCGACCGACACUGCGUCCAGCUCAAGCUCGCCCCCAUCCAAUACCAUGUCAUCGUCUGGAACGGGAGCAGCCACGGAAACCCCGUCGGGCGCUGGGUCGAUGACACUGCCCACGGGAUCAUCCACAGGGGGUUCCCAGCCCGGCUCGUCCAACACGGCCUCCCCAACGCACAAAACGUCGACCUCGUCCACUUCGUCGACCAUGCCAGGGCAGACCCAUUCUGGCGGCGCCGCUCCCCCGGUCUUUACUGGCGAUGCGACCCAUGUCAAGCAUAACAUUGCGGGGGUUGCGGCUGCGGCUGCGGCCAUUGUGCUGUUUUAAUGGUCCACUGCUCGGAACGGUCGUUGACUGUGACCAGGCGUUGUAUUGUGAUGAGGGAAUUGUGAUUCUUAGUGUCAAAGCACAAGAUGAAUAGCUGUGAUACGGAGAUGGCUUCGGAGAAUACGGCAAGGGAAUGAGCCUGCCUGGUUGACACCAUCAACUAAUUACGGGUAAUAUUAUUCUGUAUUCCAUCA
Aspergillus candidus is the source of this 1124-nucleotide messenger RNA. RefSeq names its product CFEM domain-containing protein. The record is from RefSeq and is a predicted model, not a curated record. The transcript is spliced from 3 exons. Lineage: Eukaryota; Fungi; Ascomycota; Eurotiomycetes; Eurotiales; Aspergillaceae. The coding region runs from base 289 to 930 and encodes 213 amino acids.